Molecule: messenger RNA, 7089 nt
Organism: Nasonia vitripennis (jewel wasp)
Lineage: Eukaryota; Metazoa; Arthropoda; Insecta; Hymenoptera; Pteromalidae
Product: high-affinity choline transporter 1
Exons: 15
Coding region: 335-3190 (951 amino acids)
Biological process (GO): choline transport; transmembrane transport; acetylcholine biosynthetic process
Cellular component (GO): plasma membrane
Molecular function (GO): choline:sodium symporter activity
Source: RefSeq, a predicted model, not a curated record
CUCGAGUCGCUCUGUGCCACCCCUCGAGGCUUCUCCCGAGCGGAUGCUGCGCCAGUAGUAACGCGCCCGCCGUACUCCACACUGCUGCCGCGGAUAUCAGUCCCGUUUCACGACACACGCGGACAUCCCUGGUCUGUGUACACGUCCGAAAGAAGAAGAAGAAGGUGUUGCGUGCCGAGCUCUGCAGGAUAUCGAGCGCGAGAUGAGAAUAGCAUCGUCCUGAAUAGAACCAGUGAAGAGCGAGGGAAGGGAUGUCGAGCUGAAUCGAGGAUGAGCUGAAGCACGGAAAUAACGUUUCAGGUCUGGCGUCGCCGGGACGACCGGAAAAGAAAGCAUGGGGCUGUACGUGCCAGGAGCAGCCGCACUGGCCGGGCUCUAUGGGACGGUCCUCGCAGUGGGCAUAUGGGCCGCCACGACGAGGCGUAGGAGGCCAGUCGGAGGAGGCGGGGGAGGAGGAGGAGCUGCGGGACAGCAGAGCCACAUGAUACUGGCCAAUCGUAACGUUGGACUCGUUCUCGGCAUCUUCUCGCUCGUAGCAACCUGCGUCGGCGACACCUUCGUCAACGGGACCGCAGACGCGAUGUACCGCAAGGGCCUGGCCUGGUGCCAGGUGCCCAUCGGCUACGGCCUCAGCCUCCUCUUCGGCGCGCUGCUGUUCGCCAAACCGAUGAGGAAGGCCGAGUACGUGACGAUGCUCGACCCGUUCCAGCAGCACUACGGGGCCCGAGUUGGCGGGCUGAUGUUCCUGCCGGCGCUGUGCGGAGAUCUGUUCUGGUGCGCGGCACUGCUCAGGGCGCUGGGCGCCUCGAUCAGCCUCGUCGCCGGGGUGGAUCCUAGUCUGGGAAUCUGCGCUACCGCCAUGCUCGCGGCCAUCUACACGGUAUCGGGAGGCUUGAGCUCGGUCGUCUGGACGGACGCAGUGCAGCUCGUUUGCAUAGCAAUCGGCCUGGCGAUAUCGGCCCCUUACGCCGCCCUUCACCCGGCAGUUUCGUUCGAGAAGAGCUUAAUGUCCAAGGACUGGCUGGGCGACAUCAGGAACGACGAUCUCGGCGAGUGGCUCGACGCCAUGCUGCUCGCCAUUUUCGGCGGCAUACCCUGGCAGGGCUACUUCCAGCGCAUUCUGAGCAUAAAGAGCGCCUCGUUCGCGAGGACGCUGUCGAUAGCCUCGAUGUUCGGCUGCCUGGCGCUGGCUGUGCCGACGGCGAUGAUCGGCAUCGUAGCCAGAGCGACGGAUCUCUCGCUCGUCGAGCCCUACAACAAGACCGUAUGGCUGGACAACAGCAACGCCGUGUUGCCGCUCGUGCUGCGGUACCUCACGCCGCAGUGGGUUUCGUUCGCUGGCCUCGGGGCUAUCUCGGCCGGUGUCAUGGCGUCGGCCGACUCGAGCAUCCUUGCCAUCAGCUCCAUGUUCUCGAGGAACGUUUACAAGCUGACCAUCAGGCCAAAGGCUACUGAAAGAGAGUUGGAUUGGAUUCUUCGGAUUUCAGUCGCGAUAGUUUCUUUUCUUUCCGCAGCAAUUGCUCUUAGUGUUAGCAGUGUUUACUAUUUAGCCUAUCUGUGCUCCGACCUCGUCUACGUGGUGCUGUUCCCCCAGCUUCUCUCUGUGAUCCACUGGCCUUCCCUGGUCGACUCCUACGGCUGCCUCGCCGGCUACGUCGUCGCCAUCGUCGUUCGGAUUUCCGGAGGCGAAAAGAGCCUGGGCAUACCGGUGCUGGUGGAGUACCCGUUCUACGACUACCGCACCCACACCCAGAAGUUUCCGUUUCGGAGCGCGGCGAUGUUAUCGGCCAUCUUCGCCCAGCUUAUCGUCAGCUUUUUCACGCGCAAUCUCCUCGGGGACGGCUACUUUCCGCGCUGCUGCGACGUGCUCAACGUCUACGCGCCCGGCAACGCCAAGAACGCCAACGGAGUCGUGCAGAGCAGCUCCGGUGCCGCCCUACUCGACUGCGCCAUGAAUGACGCAUCCCCAGGUCAUCUCUCGGACGCUCCGACCCUUUCGAGCAGCCGAACGGACUACGACGCGAGCAGCACCGACACCCAGCUCCAGCAGAGUCAGUCGCAGACGCGCUACGAGACAAUCAGCGUUUUGUACGAAUCGAAGCCACCUCCGGGUUCCGCAGUGCACAAGGCUAAUCAGAGCCUUCAGGGCCUGCACAGUUUACGCGAGUCCAUGAGUCCCAAGUCGCAGACGGCGACUGUGACGGGUCGACCGAAUCAACUGCAUCAUCCGUCGAUGAUAGGCAGUCCCGUAGCACCGGGACAGAUUUUGGGAGUGAAGAACCUCAGCGUGACACCCGCCCACAUGGCCGACCACAUGGGACCACAACCGCCCAGGAUCAUGAGCCCGUCCACGCCGUCAGGGGUUGGGACUACGAGCUUUGGCACACCGUACGCCAAGGUACCAACGACAAUCAUCACCAACGGAAGGCUCGAGGGCGAAAAAGUCGGCGGCGAUCGCAGUAACAUGGAGUUGAAUCUUAAUCUUACCGAUGGCACUGGCAUUGUCAAGAAAAAUAUCAAAGGCGUUAAAUUGAUAGGAAUGGAGGGAGGUACUCUGAGACGACCGUCCCUGCAGGGCACGUUUUCUCCGACCCCAUCGGUGGAAUUGGUGAACAUUUUCGACAGGCGGCAAAGCAGCGGCUCAUAUGGACCAAGCUCCUUAUCACCGAUUCCUGGCGUCGAGGCCUGCAAGACUCACGGUACCGCCGUAGUAGGUCAAGCCGGAAACGAGCACUGCAGGAUAAAACGUGGAAUCGUCAGGCAUCACAGCUUCAAUGACACAGGCGACCGGGCCCUAACGACGCUGGCUCGUCAGCCGAACUACCCGUCGAUGCCUCUGCGCAACGACGACUGCCGCAUGACUCUGCGCAAGGACAACGGCACCUGCGCCAAUCACCAGCAGCAACAGCAACAGCAAAAGAAGACCUGCGGCAAUCAGAUCAAUCGCUACUCCUCGGAGGAGACUGGCCUCAGGCCCGAAGAUGCUGCGACUAGGCUCACGACUCUGCGCAGGGACAAGAGUUGCAAAGCUGCCCAUCACGGCACCAUGAGUCGAUACUCAAGCUCGAUGGACGAGAAAGGAGGACUCAUGGGUCAUCUACUGGUCAGUCCCACAUACAGCAUGUACAACUCGGCGGUCAAGAGCUGCAACUACUUCGUUGCCGACGACGAGGCGGUCAGCCGAUUCUAAGAUUACAUUUUAUUUGGAGGAGUUUGAGGUUUGAAUUUUUUGAACUUUCCGUUUUGUAUUAGGCAAACAAUAAGGAUGAUAACUAUUAGUACUUUACGUUUUUGAUGUGGGAUAUCGUUCGAAAUUAGCACGUCCGUCAAUGUCUUUUUGAAUUGUGUGUAUAAAAAUGUUGCAAUAUCAGUGCCUGCUUUAAAUACUCAUAAUUUAUGGAAAAUGAGGUCUCUAUCGUAUUUCGUCUGCGUUUGAUUAUUUUUAGCCUGUAAGCUUCUCUGUAUAAGGUAUAAAACCAAUUUUUCUACCUUAACUCGAUGAUCUCAAUUGUACUUUUUAUAUAAUUAUUUUCGUGAUAUAAUUAUAGUCGUUAUAUAUACUGUAUAUUAUAAAUGCAGUUUGCAAUACUCAGUCCAAUGCAAUUUUAUUAAAGCUAUAACGAAGUUACAUUCAGUUAUGAUUGUGUGUAUAUACAAAUUAUCGUUUAUUUUUAACUCUUUCCUAAUAUAUAAGUAUGCUAAAAUUUUGGUUUGAAAAAUGACGUGAACAAGAAUAAACAAAAUCUUUGGACUAUACGUCUGCAUAAAAAGAUUUAUGUAAAUAUAUUAUUAUUGAAGUAUUAGCUAGAUUAACAUUUGGACGACUAAUUUUCACGUUGAUGAUCUCAAUAAAUAAUAAUGUAAACGUAAUGACACUGAUCAUAAAAUUGUAACUUACGACUUGCAUUAACGAAAUAAAAAAAAAUUACAAAGAGUGAGAUGGUAUGCAAAGUAAUAUAUAGCAUGUGACCUAAUGCGUUGUGUCUAACAAUAGGGAAACGUCCGACAAUGUGCAAAUUCACGAUAAUCCGACAAAAAAAAACAUAUUUUUGCACCGACAUAGCUAAUUAGCAGCGUAGUUUAUAGAACUGUAUACAUAUGAGAAACCAAGAGAUCAGACUUGAUAAAUGUAAAACUUUUAAACUUUGUAAUCGAUUCAUUAAAAAAUUAAAAAUAACCCCGUGCAAUGAAUACACGCGGCAAUAAACUUAUACUACUAAAAUUCUCAUAAAAUUUAUUAAAAUAAUAAUAAAUUAUUAAAUAAAAAGACAUUUUUUAAAGAAACUAUAUAAAAAAUAUUUACAUCUUAAUUUUGAUAAUAAAAUGUACAAUUUUAAUAUAAAAUAUAACAAUUUGACUUGUGGUAAAAGUCUGCUCUCUUGAAGGCAUUGAAUAAUCGUGGUAACAAAUAUAAUUAUCAGACAAAUUUUGCGCUAAAGUGUUGAACUGCGCGAUUCGUUCGUACUCGAUGUUAAUGUAAUUAAUAUAUUUAUAAGUAUUUAGCGUAGUAUUAUUAAAUGUAUAUGUAAAAGUUUGUAAGCACCGUAAAAGUCCCGUUUCGAUCCUAUACGCGAUCAUCUUUUCUACGAAAUUUCUAUGCCGUAUUAUACUUUUUCUGUGUAUUUAUAUAUUAUAUACACCACGAAGUUUGCUUUGUAAUCUUUUGUAAAAACCUGAAUGCGCUUUUCUAUCCUCAAAAUUUUAAUGUUUCUUAAAAUAUUUAGCAAGGUAUGCGUCAUAGAGGAUAUAUCCUAAAAAUGAAAUUCGAUUCAUAUCAUUGAAGCAAUAUUAAAAUAUACUAUGACAAUUUUUUAUCUUCUAAACGUUUUUAUAUGAAUUUUUUUUCAGGAGUAAUGAAACCAAUUUUGGAACUCAAUUGAAUGGACAAAGUGUUUGCGUGAACUGUAACUAUUUAUACGUUUUACUAAUCAUUAUUGUGCAUGACGCGUUGAUUCGUGUUCAAACGAAGUGUACUAUCAGAAAUGAAAGCCCAUCUUAACUACUUGAUUGAACCAAAUAUUUUUACUUUAAAACUAUGAGUAUUUUUCAAAUAAAGUUCAUACAUUUUUAUACCCUCGUGUUUUUCUAUAUCUCGCAUUUGUAUUAGCGUCCAGUUAUAUUGAUUGAAAAAGACGCAAUUUUUUCUGUACUUUUGUAUAAAAAUGAAAAGAUUAAAACAAAACAAAUUAAAAUCUACAUCUUAUGCCUGUUACCAGUAUUAUGGAUAUAUUAUAAGAAUGCGACGUCGAAUAAAAUGUUCUGUCGCUUGCGUAUCGACGCAAUACUGCAUUACGUAUGAUCUAAUUGUGUAAUGAGAAAGCGCGUUUAUUUUAAUGAAUCUAUCAGUUUUAUUUGUAUGACUUGAGUGUGUAACGUCCUUUUAUGCAAUUUUGACAAAGAACGUUUCAAUUUUAAGCAAUAGAACAGCACAAUUGUAAUUGUAAGUGUAAACUCGUCACUUGAUAAAAGUUUUAAAUGAGCGUGGACCCGAGUAAAUUUGAUGACUGAUAUAAAAUAAAAUUUAUCUUUGAACUAUCAUAUUUUUCAGCGCUUUUUCAAUAUUGUAAAAUAACGUAUUAGGUAAUGCACUUCUCACAAAAAUAAAGAAAUACACACACUUCGAUCUAUUACAUAGUAUCUAUAAAGUGACAUUAUAUAUCCCGGUUGAGUGAUUGUUUUAAAAAGUGCCUCGAACUUUCGACAAAAAUAUAAUAUGGAAAAACAAAAUCGAGUCUUCGAAAAAGUGACACUUCACGUAUACAUAUGCACACUCAGCAGGCACUGCUUUCUUGCGCAAAAUUAUGUAUAAAUAUUCUACAAGUUACCAGAAUAAUAACUAAGUAAAAGUAACGAUGAACGUAGCGAUUAUUAAAGAAAAAUAUACAUAUAUACAUAAAAUCACAUACAUACAUUCCGAUCGUAUAUAAAUAAAAUACCUAUAUUUAAAUCCGACACGCAGUAGAGGCGUCAAAGUAUGUAUGAGUUUCCUUUCCGGAACGAUAUCGCUGCAACGCGACAUCGUCAAACGUGAAUCACGUGCCAAAGCAUAGAACUUAAUAAUUUAGUAUGUAGGGUAAUGCUCAGCUCUUAUUCUCAAAAAACCAUAAUGGCAUAAGGGAAUUUGAUAAUUCUGCGCAUUACCGAGCGAAAUAAGUGCUGCGAACCGCUUCACUUUAUCUUGGGGUACCUGAAGCAAAAUUAUGGGGGAUAAUUUUUUGUAUCCUUUUUCAAAGUUAGCAUAUGUGUUAAUAAUUCCGUUUUUAAUACUAUAGAACUUAUUCAUUUACAUUAGAAAAUAAAGUUUUACAACAAUUCGAUAAAUUAAUUAACAAAACUGCAAUUAAGUUAGCAACUACCCCAAUAACACCAUAGAUGUAAUUUUAUGGCAACAUGAUGUAAAUCUGUUUUACAACAAUUCGAUAAAUUAAUUAACAAAACUGCAAUUAAGUUAGCAACUACCCCAAUAACACCAUAGAUGUGAUGUUUUGUAACUGUCCAGUGAACAAAAACGGACGCAGAUUGACAUCAAGUUGCUAUCAAAUUGCACACUGUGUUAUUGGGGUAUGGGAAAUGCUGACUAAAAUACAUACGAUGUAAAAAUGUACUUCUCAACACUGAUCCUAAGUAUUUUAAUUUUGCUUUAGGUCCAUUCUUUAUUGUGAAUUAGAACUAGAAUAACAAUGAUUAAGGAAUGUAAUAAUAAUAAUAAUAAAACAAAUAAUAAUGAUAAUAAACAUAAUAAUAAGUCAUUAGGUCUAAGUGUGUAAGUUGUUCGAUUUAAUGACUAUGAAACUAUCCACUGCGACUUUUAGGUUGUAGCGUAAAUAUAUUCGUUUUCUUAAAUGAAUUUUUUUCUAGACUUGUUUUUUUUUUUAACUUUAUCCUUGUUGAAUCACUAUGUGUACUUAUUUGCGUUACCGUUUAUUAUAACAUUUCGAAUUUAUCGAUUACUCUGUUCGAUAAAAUGAUUAUUAAAUAUUAUUGCUGCUACUAACAUCAUUAAUGCUACCCAGAUGUUUUGUACAACCGUGACUGUAAAAAAUAUAAUUAAUCGAUAUAGAAACUCAAAUAAAAUUUUCUAGUCCAGUA